AAUUGAACUUCCUGCACAUUAUCUGAUUAUAGUGCCAUAGUAUUUUUUGAUAUAAAUGAAAUGUUCCAUUUGGGGGGAAAUGGUUUAGUGAACACUUGAUCUUAGUUUAUUUGAGAAACACUUAGUCGCGAAGAAUAUGGAAAUCCUGAGGUAGGUGUCAACAAUAAAUCUAAAGAACAAUUCUUUAAGGCAUGAGAAAUGGAAUAAGAAGUUAUGAGUACCGAGGAAUCUGACGGGGGAUCAGUUAACUUUGAAAUCCUACGAACAUGUCUAAAGACACCAUGUACCAAAUUGUUACAAAAUAUUUUGAAAUUAAAAUUCAAACGAUAUGAGGAACUCAAGGAGGGAGUUCCUUUGGACACCCUGUCUGAUAGGUCAAAAUAUGUUCUGGAAAGACAGAAUAGAGUGAGCAAACUAAAUCUUCCAGUCCUGUGUGAUAUAUUCCGUUCUGGAGCAUUUGAAUCCUUAAUUGGCUUACCAGUUUUAGGUUGGUUUUCGAUCGAGGAAAUUCCAGAGGAACACAUAGGAAUAGCAGAUGAAAUCCAAAGAAUAUGGAGGAUAUGGCAAAAACAUAUCAAAGAUAAUGAGGAUGAGACAUUAUCUGACAACGACAGCAACAUAGCUAUGAAAACACUGAUGGAAAUUGGGUUCAGGAUGAGUAAGCGACGUGAACUUAAAGAAUUUGGUGUGGAUUUCUUUAGGGAAGUCGGCUUGGCAUGCAAUGAAGAACCAAACUUUGAUGCAGUACAACUGGGAAAGAAGAACUCUAUUGAGAUGAAUAUUGAUUCUUCAUUCAAUGGCUGUGUCAAUGUAAUACAAGGAGGUCACACUAAUAAAAUCAUUAUUUAUGAAAUGCAUGACAAUCGGCGUGGUGAAAUACAAUAUACAUCAACAGGAAGAGUCCAAGUUUCGGCUGUUCUACACUCAGACGAUCCAGCUUUCCAAGCUGUAACAGAAAGAGCAAGCGAAUUGAAUAUAGAAGAAAUUAAUGAAAGACCUGCCUUAAGAGACAACGACACUUCUAUUCAAGAAAUUCGACAGGGAAGUCUCGUCAUAACAUUUACGUUUAGAAACGAUCAGUCUUUGGAAGAAAAUAUUCAAAGGGUGUUUCAGUGUGUAUUCGAGGACAUAAAAAUCAACGAAAUUUUAGAAGAGCAGAAAGUCGACACACUGGAAGUUUUUGGAUAUAUAUAUGAUCCUAAAGAGUACUUUCUUGAUUAUGCCACCAAUGUAUCCACAACAAGAUCUGAAGUAGGAAAGUUUCACUUGUAUACACAUCUGACAUGGACGUUUUCUGAAUGUACUUGCGAUAUCGAUAUUGUUUUGUCAGAAUUGUUCCAUAACCUGUUGUCUUGUGAUCUCACAACUGAAGUGAAUGAAGACAUUUGGAUCAUUUUGAAAGGGAGUAUAAUUAAUCCAACAGAUAUGGCCCUCAAACCGUUCGAGUCCUUGCUUCCCAAAAAUAUGGAUGACAAGAUGAGAAAAAUAAAUCUAGAAUUUGAAAAAUCAGGGCAAUGUGAAAUUCAAAGUAUUCAACAGGAAAAAAGCACAACGCAUGUAGUACUGAGGACAAAAUCUUGUAUCAGUUAUUCUGGUUUAUUAUUAGAAGAUGGUAUUCUUCUUUCUUUUUUGAGAAUAUUUUUGUGGUCGGACGAGUCUGAACUCCUUAUAUCAAAAGUGCAACUAAUGAGAAUUGGUCUGAUUCUUCAUACAAAGCUAGCACAAAACAAAGAAUUACAACAAACUGAUCAUACCUUGAUCAUUAAGUUUUGUCCAGAAUCAAACAUAACGAAGGCUAUCAACAAAGGUGCUCUUCCAGAAAUACUUACAAGCGUUUUACAAGUCAGCGGAAUUGAAGUUCCAGACAGAAUGAAAAUUAAAGUAGAUAUAAACGACCAAAAAA
Saccostrea cuccullata (small rock oyster) is the source of this 1903-nucleotide messenger RNA. RefSeq lists its product as uncharacterized. The annotation marks the transcript as partial. The transcript is spliced from 7 exons. NCBI's taxonomy places the organism in Eukaryota, Metazoa, Mollusca, Bivalvia, Ostreida, Ostreidae. The record is from RefSeq and is a predicted model, not a curated record.